AUGGUUCUGACAUUUGGCUCGCAAAUCAUUUUUUUAUCUUCAAUGCUUCGUUUAACAUGCAAAUUAGCCCCAACAGUUUCCAGAGGAGCGCAGGAUUUGGUAAAAGACGUGGAUAUACCUUGCGUAUCGGAUCAGUUUGAACUCCGCGAAGCAGUUCAUCUCUUUGACAUAAAAUAUCGACUCAAGUUACAAAUGAAAACGCCUUUUAUCGAUAGCAAAUAUUCUCUGGACACGCAGCAUGCCGGCCUGGAAAAUGUCCGCGUGAUGAAGGGGAAGCAACUCCGGCCAGUUAAAGCCGUCGAGUUUGUUUGUUCGGAAACCAGUUGUCGUUUUACUCCGGCACUGGAAACAAUCCAGCUUUUCACGGCAUUCCAGCUUUCUCCAGGCAUUGCCGAAGAUUAUCACCAACAGCUGAAAACCCAGUUCGUGAACGAACUGGCUCGAAACGGCCGUUUCCUAUGGAAGAGGUUAACAAUUUUAUUUACACAAGAUGCCACCAGCGACAAAAGCGAUUGGAUCCUAGACAUACAGGUCCCUAAAGUUAUGUUGGAAUUAUCUCCAGAUAACUACCCUUUCAUUUCAAAAAUGCCAUCCAGCGACGCUUACCUUAUCAUCGCCAACGACGAAUCUAAUUCGAUUAUAGAAGAAUUUCUACAGCAAUCCUUAGCUUCAAAGCAAAUUGAUUGUACCAAAACAUUCCUGAUUUUUAGCGACGGCAAUAACGUUCUCCAGAACGAUGAUUUAGAUUUGAUCCGGAUCGAAGAGCGUUACACCUGGAGUCCAAAAACAAAAGCCGUCAACAAGCCAAUUCUACAUUUCCACCGUCACCGUUUGUUAUCUACGAUGGAAGCGUCUGAAAUGAUCGGAGUUUACGAUGGAAACGUUCUCGAAGCCAACCAAAAACGAAUCUUGUUUGACCAGACUUUCAGCUACCGGAAUCGUCCCGUAAAGGUGUCGACUUUCUCCGUUCCUCCUACAACGGUGAAAUGUAAAGAAGACGAGGACGAAAACUGCGGCCGCGAUCCCAAUCUUAUCCGUGUUAUGGGUAAAAUUCUUCAAUUCCAGCCAAUAUUUUCAUCUUCAACUCAAGCGGGCUCCAAAUGGGGCAAUAAGCUGGACAAUGGUACCUGGACGGGAUUGAUUGGUCAAGUAUCGCGCGGAGAAGCAUCUUUGGGUGUGGCUAACGUUUUCAUGACGUUACACUACAUCAAACAGGUAGAAUUCAGCUAUCCUUACGACAUAUCGUGCUCUACCUUUCUAACGCCUCCACCGGAAUUAUGGCCACAAGCCUAUGCCCUCAUCAAACCGUUUGAUAAUUCCAUUUGGGUGGCAACCUGUUUCUCUCUCUUUUUUGGAGGAUUACUCAUUCAAAUGGUGGCUCUGUGUUACCAUAAAAUUUUCGGCUCACGUGACCGAUUGCGCUUCUUUAAUGAAGCGAUGAUCUACAACGCUCAGAGCAUCACGGGCGUACGAUCGGGAUCCGACGAGAAAUCCUCAUGGCCUGUACGCAUUUACACUUCAAAUUGGUGGCUCUUCUGUUUCCUUCUGGGCACCGUUUAUCGUACAGGAUUGAUAUCAUGGUUAGCCAGAAGUCCAGUUUCUAUGCUACCAAUAGAUACAAUAACCCAACUGGUACGCAGUGACCUGGUGCCUUACGGUUUCAAUACCUUCGUGCGAGAUUUAGCCCAAUAUUCAAGCGAUCCCGAUACCAUUGAACUCGGACGCCGGCAGAGAUUGGUGCCCCCAAAUAUGACCGUUCAAGUCCUUAUGGGACAAGAAAAUGUCAAUGCGCUGUACGAGAACAAACAUUUUCUCAAGUACUUGUCAGCAACGGUCUCACCUAGCACGAUGCACAACAUUUCCGUUCACAGUGUAGAUCCACGUCAAAGACUCCAUGUAAUGCGCGAAUGUUUGCGUACGUUUCCUGUUGCGAUUGCUAUGAAUAGCGGUGCUCCGUUUAAAUCCGCAAUGACACAGAUCAUUCACCAGUUGAAUGGAGCUGGGAUAAUUGACCAUUGGCUUGACGCUGUCGUUAAUAACGACCAAGUUUUAUUAACGAAGCGUUCAAAGAAAAAGAAAGAACCAUUUUCCCUCUACAGUCUCGAAGGAGCCUUUUACCUUUUAUUACUCUGCUACUGCAUCGAUAUUGUUGUUUUCUUAGCUGAAAUUUUGUUUCAUAAAAUGUUGUGUCGACCAUUUGGCAUUUAUUUCUUCAAACGAAACAACUGA
Molecule: messenger RNA, 2229 nt
Organism: Daphnia carinata
Lineage: Eukaryota; Metazoa; Arthropoda; Branchiopoda; Diplostraca; Daphniidae
Product: glutamate receptor ionotropic, kainate 1-like
Exons: 3
Coding region: 1-2229 (742 amino acids)
Cellular component (GO): membrane
Molecular function (GO): glutamate-gated receptor activity
Source: RefSeq, a predicted model, not a curated record